AUGUCCCCAGACCACACAAUGUCCCCCAGACCCACAAUGUCCCCCAGUCCUACAAUGUCCCUAAAUCCCCCAAUGUCCCCCAGCCCCACAAUCCCCCCAAUGUCCCCCAACCCCUCAAUGUCCCCCAGUCCCCCAGUGUCCCCCAAU
This is a messenger RNA of Corapipo altera (White-ruffed manakin), 147 nucleotides long. RefSeq names its product proline-rich receptor-like protein kinase PERK2. The record is from RefSeq and is a predicted model, not a curated record. The annotation marks the transcript as partial. The transcript is spliced from 2 exons. NCBI's taxonomy places the organism in Eukaryota, Metazoa, Chordata, Aves, Passeriformes, Pipridae.